Chroicocephalus ridibundus (black-headed gull) is the source of this 1583-nucleotide messenger RNA. RefSeq names its product ring finger protein 7 (gene RNF7). Bases 21 to 365 code for a protein of 114 amino acids. The transcript is spliced from 3 exons. Gene Ontology annotation, molecular function: cullin family protein binding; ubiquitin protein ligase activity; zinc ion binding. The record is from RefSeq and is a predicted model, not a curated record. NCBI's taxonomy places the organism in Eukaryota, Metazoa, Chordata, Aves, Charadriiformes, Laridae. Gene Ontology annotation, cellular component: nucleus; Cul5-RING ubiquitin ligase complex. Gene Ontology annotation, biological process: ubiquitin-dependent protein catabolic process; protein ubiquitination.
CGCGUCCCCGCCCCUGCGCCAUGGCCGAUGUGGAGGACGGGGAGGAGGCGGGCGCCCCCCACUCGCACCCGGGCUCGGCGGGAUCUAAGGCGGGCGGCCCCGACAAGAUGUUCUCGCUGAAGAAGUGGAACGCGGUGGCCAUGUGGAGCUGGGACGUGGAGUGCGACACCUGCGCCAUUUGCCGGGUGCAGGUCAUGGAUGCCUGUCUUAGAUGUCAAGCUGAAAACAAACAAGAAGAUUGUGUUGUGGUUUGGGGAGAAUGCAAUCAUUCCUUCCACAAUUGCUGCAUGUCCUUGUGGGUGAAACAGAAUAAUCGCUGUCCCCUCUGCCAGCAGGACUGGGUAGUCCAGCGAAUAGGCAAAUGAAAAUACUGGAAGUUUUUUUUUUUUCUGUUGAACUUGUUGAAAUAGUGUAUGUCUUAUGCCAUAUGCUCAUACAAAAAAAUGAAACGUGUCAAUUAUGGCAUGAUUUAUUUGGCUUAUCUGCUACAAGAACAGUGUGGUUUUGUUGUAUGCUCUUUUCUGUACAAGGUGGCAAUGGUCAGUCUUACUGCAGGUAUUUCUACAAUGAAAAAAAGAGAGAUGCUACAUUAGCAAAUAUAUCUGGUAUGAUUUGAGUGUUAACUGUAUCAGAGCAUAGAAAUGUGGUGGUGCAGAUUAUACCCUAAAUACAGUUUAUUUAAUGUUUUUUGCAUAGAUAAAUGGAUUAAUUCGAAAGGGCGACCUCACCUACAAGUCUGAUACGCUGCAUAGUUCGCUGUCAGGAUAAAGAAAUUGUUUUCUAAGUAAUAUUGUAUACAAAGACACAGUUGAUGAGUUUUUUAGAAAGUAUUCUGUUUUUUAAUCUAAAAUUAAUUGCGUGUAAAGCAUUUGCUAUGUGCUUUUGCCAUCACACUAUACUAAACAUUUCUAACUUAGGUUUUCUUUAUUACUUUAGAAAAUCUUGUUUUGUUGUAUUUCUAAUUCUGUUGCUGUAUUAUAUUCUGUACAUGAUUCCUACGACCAUAGUGUUAAAAUUUAACCACAUUAAUAUUUUUUUUUAUUUAUAUUUCUGUUAGAGAUCACAGAGACAUGCAUUUUUAAUCCAGAGGCUUUUGGUACAAAGACACGUAUUUGGUAUCAGUUAACUAGUGGUGUAAACAAUCUCACUGGUUAGCUGACUAAUCUAGAAAGCAAACAAAAUGGAUAAUUUAAAUAUCGCAAGGAAAGCAGGUACUAGUUAAAUCUAGGGAAAAAUGUUAAAUUGUGGUUUCAUGAAAAUUCAGUUAAUAGAAGUUUCUUUAUCAUCAUUGUAUUGGUUAUAAUGUUUUGUAAGUGGGAGAAAACGUUUCAUUUUUGUGGAAAUCCCCUAUAUAUCAUCUUUUUAUAUGAAUUGUGUGAUUUUUAUUUUUUUUCUUACAGAUAUUUAAGUAUUUGCCUCUGACUUUUCCUUUUCCCUAAAUAUCCAAAGUAAUUACUAUUAAUCUGGACAUGUGCUGUGGGGUUUAUUUUAAUAUAUGUAAUAGGUUGAAUUACUGCUUUAAGUCUGUAACAAAUUCAGACUUAAUAAAAUGGUUAAUAAACCUGGGUGAAAUUGAAGCAAUA